AUGCCAGAUCUUAAUGAACACACCCCAGCGUUCACCCAGGACUCGUACACAGCUCACAUUCUGGAAAAUUCCAACCCAUUCAUCUUCACAUUUAAAGUGAGCGCUACGGACAACGACACAGGAUCCAACGGUGAAAUACACUACUAUCUAGACGGGUCACCGUCGUUUAUCAUCGAGCGAGGCGACGGCGAGGUCUGGGCCACUACGUCGUUUGACAGGGAGCGCACGGCGCAGUACACGUUACGUGUAACAGCAGUGGAUAACGGCACUCCGCCAAGGACUGGAGUAGCGUACCUUAAUGUCAUCAUAGAUGACAUGAACGACAAUUAUCCUGAAUUUGUGUACAAUGCAUUUGCCAAGUUGGAUACAGAUAACUCGGUAGGCAAGGACAGGAUCAGAUACGAAGGCACCGUGCCUGAAAACGCGUUCAUAGGGAAGAGAGUCUUACAUUUAUCUGCCAGAGAUAUUGAUGAUGGCUUAAACUCUCACAUAAAGUACACCUUCGAUGGAGGCUAUAACGGUGACGGUGAUUUCGCCAUUGACGCGACCUCUGGGGCAAUCACAGUGGCCAGACAUCUAGACCGGGAAAUGCGGGAUCUGUAUUACCUCGUGGCCCUGGCGGUUGAUCACGGUGAGCCACAGAGGGCGACACCAGUAUCAGUCAUAAUCCAUGUCACUGACGUCAACGAUAACGCUCCGGUUUUCCCUAUAAACCCUGUCUUGCUAAUCCUCACUUUACCUAGACACUGGAAUCCUACUUCAGAUACAAAAACUAAAAUUGUUGGAACAAUAUAUGCCUAUGACGCAGAUCUCGGAUCUAACGCCGAAGUAAUUUACCGUAUGGUAAGCGGCCCAGAUUUGGAUAAAUUUGACAUGCGUCAAACGGCGGGAAAACCAGGCGCUAUGAUAGUCACGCGCUCACGGCUGUUCUCAGACCAUAUCAAGAAUGAGUAUCAUUUCAACAUCGAGGCUACGUCUGGUGUACUUAAAACUUCAGCCAUGGUUGUAGUGCGAGUGGAUAGGUUUGGGUUGUUCCCUACUGUAGAUUAUGCCGCCACGGCAAUGCCACUAAACGAUUCCACCUGCAUCUCUGAGAUAAACACCUGUACAAAGAGCAGUCAGCUCACCUGCCAACAGGCAGCAUGUGCUGAGCACGUGGUGGGAAGAUGUACAUUUGGUUCCGCCAUUUGGGAGCACGUGCAGACAGUGGUUAGAGACCUUGGCGAGGCCUGCAAAGUUCUGGAGAGGAUGUGUUUCAAAGAAAUCAACAUCUGCGCUCGCACCACUCUAAACGCAUGCGCACAGAAGCAGUGCAUGAAGGUGGCGGUGCGGCGUUGUCCUCGCUACUCAACCACGUGGUCACUAGUCAAGACAACAAUGGAAGAUGUUAAAAGACUGUGUCCUGAAUAA
Molecule: messenger RNA, 1410 nt
Organism: Lingula anatina
Lineage: Eukaryota; Metazoa; Brachiopoda; Lingulata; Lingulida; Lingulidae
Product: cadherin EGF LAG seven-pass G-type receptor 2-like
Biological process (GO): homophilic cell-cell adhesion
Cellular component (GO): plasma membrane
Molecular function (GO): calcium ion binding
Source: RefSeq, a predicted model, not a curated record